UACCGCCAGCAGAAGAGAGCAAAACAUAAAACCCAAUAAUGAUCAGUCUUCAACUUCACAGCCCCACAGAUCGAACCAAACCUUUUUCACCGUUCACUAUGACAGAACUGCCCUUGUCACCACACUCUUUGAGCUGUCACUAUUACACAAACCCCCAUAAGGUCAUUCUCGUAAAUUCACACUGAAAAUCUAAUUCAGUUUCAGCUCCAAAGUCCAAACAAGAAGAUAAACUUUCUCAAAAAAAAAACAAGAAGAUAAAGCAUAGCAUAGAGCAGUGGCAAACUGUGAGAGAGAGAAUCCCUAUUUUUUCUCAUUUCUCAGAUCCAUAUUCUUCACCAGAAUUCUCAUUUCUCGCCAGAAUAUUCGUACCCACAUCGCCAAAAACUCAUAAAGACAAAUGGGUUUGCUCCAAGACCAGUGAAAAGCAAAGAAAAACCACGAUGAGAGAACAAAAAAAAGACCAAAACCAAACCUCGCCGGAAACAUCCGUCGGAAAAUCCAAUACUCUCCAGGGAGGCAUUGAGAUUUUAUCUUCAUUGAUCUCUCUGACUCACUCAGUCAAAGUCUUUGUAUCGAAAUGGCAAUCGAUUCGCGUCAAGCUCGAGGAGCUCCACUCGGGUCUAAUCGCCAUUGAAAAUAGCGAGUUCGAGCACUCCCACAUCGAAAACCCAGCGAUCUCAGGCUUACUUUCAGCUAUAUUAUUGACAACCAGAGAGUCCCAUGACCUCGCUCAACGUUGCGUCGAUCUCUCUUACAGUGGAAAGCUUCUCAUGCAAAGUGACUUGAAUGUGAUCCUCACGAAACUCGAUCGCCAUGUAAGUAAUCUCUCUGACUUGUACACAGCUGGUGUUUUAACUCAAAACCAUGCCUUGGUUGUUUCAAAGCCUAGUGUUACUGCUUGUAGAGACGACAUGCGGUUUUAUAUAAGAGACUUGUUAACGAGAAUGAAGGUCGGUGAUACGAGAAUGAAGAGGCAAGCUUUGGUUAAUUUGUACGAGGUUGUGGUCGAGGACGAGAAAUAUGUAAGAGUUAUGUUGGAACUCGAUGGUGUUGUGAAUGUUUUAGUGAAUUUUCUCGAUUCGACAGAGACACAGAUACAAGUCGAGUCGACUAAAGUUGUGGAAGUGAUUUCUGGGUUCGAUUCGUAUAAGGCUGUUUUGAUUAGAGCUGGGGUUGUUGGACCGUUGAUUCGAGUUUUGGAGUGUGGGAGUGAGAUGGGAAAAGAGGUUGCUUUGAAGUGUUUGAUGAAACUGACUGAAAAUUCGAAUAAUUCAUGGUCUGUUUCAGCACAUGGUGGACUCACUGCGUUGUUGAAAAUAUGUGGGAGUGAUUGUAAGGUUGAGUUGGUUGGUUAUGCUUGUGGGGUGUUGAGAAAUCUAAUUGGUGCUGAAGAAAUAAAGCGGUUUGUGAUUGAAGAAGGUGCUAUUCCGAUGUUUAUCAAGCUUGCAAGGUGUAAAGAUGAAAUCUUGUUGAUGAUUUCAAUUGAAUUCCUUCAAAGUAUAGCGUUUGAAGAUGAAUUGGUUAGGGAAAUGAUUCUUAGAGAAGGAGGGAUUCGUGUAUUACUACGUGUUGUUGAUCCUAGAUGGUCUUAUUCUUCGAAAACAAGAGAGGUAGCAUUGAGAGCUAUUGAGAAUUUAUGUUUCUCUUCCUCGAGUGCUAUGAAGAUUUUGAUGAGUCAUGGUUUUGUGGAUCAAAUUAUGUACUUUGUUCGAAAUGGGGAAGUUUCUGUUCAAGAACUGGCAUUGAAGGUGGCUUUUAGGCUUUGUGGGACAUCAGAAGAGGCCAAGAAAGCAAUGGGGGAUGCAGGGUUUAUGCCUGAGCUUGUUAAAUUUCUCAAUUGCAAGUCUUUUGAAGUUAGGGAAAUGGCAGCUGAGGCACUCUCUGGCUUGGUAUUAAUCCCCAAAAAUCGAAAGAAGUUUGCGCAGGAUGACAGGAAUAUUGGCUUGCUGUUGCAAUUGCUUGAGAAGGAAGAGGGAAAUUCAGGUAAUAAAAGGUUCUUGUUAUCUAUAUUAACAUCAUUAACAAGUUGCAGUAGUGUGAAAAGAAAGAUUGUGAAUUCUGGGUACAUGAAAAACAUAGAGAAACUUGCACAGGCUGAAACUGAUGCUAAGAGACUUGUCAGGAAGCUGUCUACAAACAGAUUCCGAAGUAUGUUAAGUGGAAUCUGGCAUUCUUGAAUGUAAUUUUCCUCUUUUUUUUUUUUUUUUAAUUAAAUUUUUAUAGGUGUAAAUCUGCAUAAAUGUUUGUCAAAAUUUUCCUUCUUUGUUUCCUUUCUGUAUCAAAGUCACCCUCUCUUAAAUUCUCCACUUCCGAAAACAGUUAAGAUUGUAACUGCAACUCUGCAAGUAGAUAUUUAAUAAAAGCUACUAUUACAGAGUUCCUUCAA
Messenger RNA from Quercus robur (English oak), 2386 nucleotides. Its product is annotated as U-box domain-containing protein 40. The coding region runs from base 441 to 2177 and encodes 578 amino acids. Gene Ontology annotation, molecular function: protein binding. The record is from RefSeq and is a predicted model, not a curated record. The transcript has a single exon. Lineage: Eukaryota; Viridiplantae; Streptophyta; Magnoliopsida; Fagales; Fagaceae.